Molecule: messenger RNA, 2242 nt
Organism: Phalaenopsis equestris
Lineage: Eukaryota; Viridiplantae; Streptophyta; Magnoliopsida; Asparagales; Orchidaceae
Product: RNA polymerase II C-terminal domain phosphatase-like 4
Exons: 10
Coding region: 598-2058 (486 amino acids)
Cellular component (GO): nucleus
Molecular function (GO): RNA polymerase II CTD heptapeptide repeat phosphatase activity
Source: RefSeq, a predicted model, not a curated record
AAUUAUUACAGCCGACUGCUUAGGUUAGUUCUUACCAAACCGUUAAUCCGGCAGCAGAAAAUGGAAUUAAGUGCUGCAGCUGCUGUCGCAUAACGGGCGUCACCUGGAACGCACCUCUCGCGAUUAGGGUUUAUCCGUCCGCUGAUAUCUUCCCUCCUCCUUUGUCCGCCGCGCAUUCAUCUAGUGUUCUUUCUCAGGCCGGUGAUACCAGCCUCACGCAAUUGCAGUAAGACGAGCCGUCGUGGAAUGCUGCGCAUCAGAGCCGGAGAGGGCGAUGCAGGUACAAGACGAUAGCGCGUUUGAGAGCGAUCGGGCGGCGGCAAGAGAGUGAAUUGCGAGGGAAGCUCGAGCGGGUAAUGGAACGGGUUCGGGUGCGGCGACUAAAUACUUGUCUAGUUUUGGGUGAGAAUGCUCUUUCUGCAUGGUGCUGGCAGCGGUUUCAAGCGAAGAGCUGAUUUAAGCGCUAUCGGAACUCGGAAAUAGGUAGAUGUAUAGCUCUUCCCCUGCACGGGACUCUAGAGUAGAGGAAGUGAUGGUAACAAGGUUUUCAGUUGCAUUUGUGGAUUUUGCAGUAGAUGGUGCUUGAUAGAUGCAAUCAUGAGUUUGGAAGCAGAAUCUCCUUUGCAUUCCUCAAGCAGCAGCGAUGAUUUUUUGAUGUACCUUAAUGCUGAGCUGGAUUUGGAGGCUUCAGAAUCUUCUCCUCAAGAUGAAGAAGUUGAUAAUGCUCAGAUAAGUGUUGUCGAAGAGCCAAGGAGUAAAAGGCCUAAGUUGGAUCCAGAUGGUACUGUAGAGAUUGAGAAGCCCACAAAUUUAGCGUCUAUCAAUGAAAAUACUGGUUCAUCUUCAGAAGUUCAAGAUGAGGGCAUAUGCCCACCACAUCCCGGCUUUUUUAAAGGAUUGUGCAUGAGAUGCGGACAAUUGGAGGAGGAUGAUGGAUCGGGUUUGGCAUUUGGUUAUAUUCAUAAGGAUUUAAGGCUUGGCAGUAGGGAAAUUGAUAGACUGCGUGGAGCAGAUCUGAAGAAGCUGUUACGCGAGAAAAAACUCGUGCUGAUCUUAGAUUUGGACCACACGCUGCUCAACUCAACAAGUCUUGCUGAUGUCUCUGACGAAGAACAAUACUUGUUAAGACAAGCAGAAUCGUCUCAGAGUAUAUUUUUUUCUCAUAAAUGGCUUAAUAAUACAUCAUUUUCUAAUAAUUUAACUUUUCUCUUGGUGACUUUUUUAGAUGAUGCGAAGAAAAGCUUGUUGAAACUGGAUCAUUUGCACACGCUAACUAAGUUGAGGCCCUUUGUCCAUGACUUCUUGAAAGAAGCAAAUACCAUGUUUGAGAUGUAUAUAUAUACUAUGGCAGAGCGGUCUUAUGCGGUGGAAAUUGCGAAGCAUCUUGAUCCCGAGAAUGUGUACUUUAACUCCAAAGUGAUAUCACAAGCUGAUUCAACAAUAAAAUAUCAGAAAGGACUUGAUGUUGUAUUGGGAGCAGAUAACCUUGUAGUGAUUCUUGACGAUACAAAGUUUGUCUGGAAAAGACAUCUAGAAAACUUGAUCUGGAUGGAGAAGUAUCAUUUCUUUGCUUCUAGUUGCCGAUUAUUUGGUGUAGGCUCUAAAUCUUUAUCACAAUUGAAGCAAGAUGAAAGAGAUUCUGAUGGAGCUCUUGCCAAUAUUCUUGGUGUCCUCAAGCGUGCUCACCAGAUGUUUUUUGAUCCGGAGCUUGGUACUGAUCUUGAAUGCAGAGAUGUCAGACAGGUUCUUAAAACAAUCAAGCAGGAAAUCCUGCAGGGCUGUGUUAUUGUUUUCUCCAGACUCUACUCAUCCACGUCCCAGCCAGAGGAGGAGGGGAUCUGGAAGAUGGCAGAAGAAUUGGGAGCCAUUUGCAUCAAGGAGGUCGAUGAUUCUGUGACACACAUUGUUUCUUCGGAUGCAGGAACUCAGAAGUCUCGUUGGGCCUUGAAAAAUAACAAAUUUUUGGUUAAUCCUUAUUGGAUUCAUGCAGCAGUUUUCUUGUGGCGCAGGCAGCCUGAGGGGAAUUUCCCUGUCCGUAAUUCACAAGAGAAACCUUAGAAACUUUUGCUUUUUUUGCUGUAUAGAUUAUGACAGAAUUUGCAGAUUUGCACAUAUGAUUCUCUUCGAUUUUUUUUUUUUAAAUAGCUAUAGUUGGAGUAUAGAUGGAUUUAUUGUAGAAACAGUUAGAAACCGCUGUUUUAUUGAUUAUAGCGCUUUGGUUAUAUCAGACAGCAUUUUGACA